This is a messenger RNA of Aspergillus versicolor CBS 583.65, 2025 nucleotides long. RefSeq lists its product as uncharacterized. The coding region runs from base 1 to 2025 and encodes 674 amino acids. Gene Ontology annotation, molecular function: histone acetyltransferase activity. Gene Ontology annotation, cellular component: transcription factor TFIIIC complex. NCBI's taxonomy places the organism in Eukaryota, Fungi, Ascomycota, Eurotiomycetes, Eurotiales, Aspergillaceae. The transcript is spliced from 4 exons. Gene Ontology annotation, biological process: transcription initiation at RNA polymerase III promoter. The record is from RefSeq and is a predicted model, not a curated record.
AUGCUCGACCCGCUUGAGCUUCAAGUAUUUCCGUCUUCAUAUAACUGUGUUUCCUGGUCAGAGGAUGGGGAAAUUGCAGUUGCUGCCGGUGAAUAUAUUUAUAUUUUGACGCCAAAAGUAUCCUCAAAAAACAAAGCAAAUGGCACUCCUUCCCGUUUCUCCAGUGCAGAUUGGCAUAGGACCCGUUUCCGUGCCAAUAUCUUCACUAUCAAUGAGUGGCCGAUUAUGUUUCCGCAACCACGGGACAAUUUCUCAGUAGGUGCGGAGCAAUCUCUGAGCACCGUUGUCGGCGUUGCUUGGUCACCACCGGGACUUGCCCAGUACAGGCGCAGCGUACUAGCAGUCCUGACAUCCAACAUGGUCCUAUCUCUUUAUGCACUCUCGGGCACUUCGGGGAAAUGGUCGCGAGCUGCAGUAGUCAACCAGGCAUUAGAAAUUUUCUUUCGCGAGAGCAUUGAAAAUAACACUCUAACAACUCGCUUCCAAAGCUUCUUCCGCAGGGACGCUGAGGACAAGACCCCAAGAACACGCAAAACCAAUAUACGUGCAUUUUCAUGGACACCGCCUCUCAAAGUUCCAACCAAAAACCAGUUGUAUCCCGGCCCCGAGAGCCGUUGGGGUAUUCCUCUACUCGCAGUUGCGAAUGAUGACAAUGAUUUGGUCUUCUUACAGGUUCAACAACCUAAAUCCCAGCAAGGCUCCCUAGAGUCACUGGAUGUGGAUGCCGUAUCUAGCAUUCAUUUGCCAGCCUCACCAGAUUACGGCCAAGUCCUUCAGCCUGGCUCAAUUCUAUCUUCCACUCUCCGGACCCAAGUUCGGAUGUCCUCCUUGACUAGUGGUCCGUGGAUUUACCAGCCGGGAGGAAGUGGACACAACGCAAUAUCCGCGACUGUCAAUGUGGCUGCUCUACAGGGAACAAAGCUUCGCGUCGCCAAGUUGACAGUUGGUGUCGAAUCGCAGCCCUAUGAUUCAGAUGGGCAAUCACGCUACAGCUUAACGUUCGAUGCCGUAGAAAACAAUGCAAUGCCUCUUGCGCGCAUGGAAGAGUCCCAGUGUACUGGUCCGAUACAUUGGGCACAUAAGAUUGGAUCUGGAAGGAUUACUAUGACCGUUGGCGCCAUGACUGGCCUAGCGCUGUUAGACCUACCGGAGGAUGUAUACAAAGGGCAAAAGUCAGAGACUAGUGAUUCACAUGUUUUCUAUUACCCAUUGCUCGACGAUUCUACUACCGAUACAAUGCUACUGCACCAGGAGAGAAUAAGUGGAAUGACGGUUGCUAUCGAGCCCGAGUCUGGGACGCCGGUGUUACAUUUUGGCUCGGUUGGGGGCUAUGCAGCAGUCAAGGCUUUAACUGACACGGAACCGCCGUCUCCGGCACCGUGGAAUGGUCAGGUAGAAGACAUCAGGGAACGAUUCGAUAUUGACCGGGAUCUUGGUGGCCUAGCGAUUGCAAGGGUCUGGGGUCUUGCAUCAAUACACGGGCUAGUUGCAGCUGUUGUAACACUACAUCCGGGUGAUAUGGUUGAGUAUCGCACUAACGCAGAAGAACGACUAACAGUGGUGUUUUCCACUGCGAAUGGACAGCCAGUAGAUCUUGAAUCCAUCCCUUUCCUUCACGAAAGCCCGACUGGCUCGACUGAAUUCCUUCGGGAACGCCGAGACAUCGUUUUACAGUACAUCCUUGGGGACCACGCUGGCACCAAGAAUACGCUAUCUCCAAAGGUCCUCUAUGCUGCAGCUUGCUGUGCAAUUGUGCAGUCGCAAAAUUUUGAGUUAGUUUCGAACGCCCAGAUGGCUCUCGAGAGACUCGCAGCCACUAGUGGUGUGGAUAUGACAGGCGAAAUUGCGAAAUGUUCCGCGCCCGGUAGUACCAUUGAGCCAAGAUCCACAGACAUAUUAAAUGCACCUAGCGGAGAUAUUUUCGAGAGAUGUGAGAUUUGCGAUGCCGGCAUUAUCUGGGACUCGGCUCGAGAGGCCCAGUGUGCUACAGGGCACGUUUUCGGUAGGUCGCUGCAGCGUCUAUAA